This is a messenger RNA of Dromiciops gliroides (monito del monte), 2040 nucleotides long. RefSeq names its product enolase-phosphatase 1 (gene ENOPH1). Bases 296 to 1162 code for a protein of 288 amino acids. Gene Ontology annotation, molecular function: magnesium ion binding; acireductone synthase activity. NCBI's taxonomy places the organism in Eukaryota, Metazoa, Chordata, Mammalia, Microbiotheria, Microbiotheriidae. The record is from RefSeq and is a predicted model, not a curated record. The transcript has 7 exons.
AAGGAGGCGCUGGGCGGGAGGGUCGAAGGAGCGUCAGAACGAGGGGAGGGGAAAACCUCUCGGCACGUGCUCCCAGGCCUCUCCCGCAGUCCCUGAGCUGAGCACGCUUUGUUCCCUCCCCCCUGGCCCGCUCCGUCGCGGGGACACGCCCCCUCCUCCCCACGUGGUGCCGACCGCCUCGCCCCAGCUGUCCAGCGCGCCGGCGCAGAGAGCUCCCCGAGCGUCCCCGCUGGGCUGCCCGGGCUCCUCCCGCGUUCCCCGCCGCAGCCGCAGCCGCAGCAGCCGGGGCGGAGCCAUGGUGGUUCUCUCGGUGCCCCCGGAGGUGACCGUGAUCCUGUUGGAUAUCGAAGGUACCACUACCCCGAUUGCUUUCGUGAAGAUGCGUCCCCAAGAGGAUAAUGAGACUCCUUCACUUCAGAGUCCCAGCGUCUGCUCUGGAUACAGCCUUUGUCUCUCCAAGGACACGUUAUUUUCCUACAUUCGUGAGAAUGUUAAAGAUUAUCUGCACACGCACUGGGGAGAAGAGGAGUGUCAACAGGAUGUGAGUCUGCUGAGAAAACAGGCAGAAGAGGAUUCCCACUUGGAGGGUGUUGUGCUGAUCCCCCCCAGAUCGGAGCAUGGCGCUGACGACACCGAACAGAUGAUCCAGGCCGUGGUGGACAACGUGUACUGGCAGAUGUCCCUGGAUAGGAAGACCCCCGCCCUGAAGCAGCUGCAGGGCCACAUAUGGCGGGCUGCCUUCGCCGAUGGGACAGUGAAGGCCGAAUUCUUUGAGGACGUCGUUCCCGCAAUCAGGAAAUGGAGACAAGCCGGCAUGAAGGUGUAUAUUUAUUCUUCAGGUAGUGUUGAGGCGCAGAAGCUGCUCUUUGGCUAUUCGACAGAAGGAGACAUUCUCGAGCUUUUUGAUGGCCAUUUUGAUACUAAGAUUGGACAUAAAAUAGAGAGUGAAAGUUACAGGAGAAUUGCGACGAGCAUCGGCUGCUCCCCCAACAACAUCCUGUUUCUGACAGACGUUACCCGAGAGGCCAACGCGGCAGAAGAGGCUGACGUCCAUGUGGCCGUGGUAGUGAGACCUGGCAAUGCGGGAUUGACGGAUGAUGAGAAGUCUUAUUUCAACCUCAUCACUUCUUUCAAUGAACUGUUCUUGCCUUCGUCAACUUAGGGGGAAGAAGCUUCCCUGUUUGUGGAACGGAGCUCAAAACUCUUUCUCUGAAUUGUACCUCUGCUCUUGUUUUCUGGGUUCAUUCCACUGAUAAAAUCGCACAUCUAAAGAAAAUUAUAUAUUCAGAUCACCUUCCCCAGGGGUCCCUAAGGGAGAGGGAAGGGAAUUUUGAGUCAGUGAAAGGAAGGCCUGUUUUCUUUUUAAAUUAUGAAGAUAGGAGUUGUUGAAGCUGCAUUCCUAAAGUAUUUGCUCCCUCGUGGGGUGGCAGUUGCUAAACACAAUGGGUAAAAUUGCUGGGAAAAAACCCAUUUGUCUACCUGCUUUAGCUGGUUUUUUACCAGAGGGGAAAGCCUAACUGUUCUAAAACCAUUCCUGCAAACUUGCUGUGAUUUUAGAACCUUUCUACAGUGUCCUCUUUAUGGUGGUGGGAGCAAACACUUAGGUGACCCAAGUGUAGCCAUCUCGCACACAACAAAGCCAAAAGUUGGUUAUUAGCGUCUAGUGAAGAAGAAAACAUCGAGGCAUGAAAAUCACUCCCAUGGCUUGACUGACCAAGUGUUGCUGUUGGCGUCAGGGUAUAGCUUGUAAUUCCAUGGCUCUGACAGUGAGCCUUAAUAACUACCUGUUAUCACGGUGCAAAAAGCUUAAUGCUGCUUUUCUGUAUCAUCCUAGACUUGAGUACUUGGCAUGUCAUCCCUAACAUCAAGAAACCCUUGUCCCAAAACAAAAAAAUAGUUCCCUUGGAAUUGUUAGAGAAGAAGUAUAAGUUGUAGCAGUACUCUCUACCCCAGUUUGGUUCUGAUAUGCGUGUUCAUGUAAUAUUUCAUGUUGUGACUAAUAAAAAACAAUUUCCCCUGGUCGUUUAUUUAUGACCCUAA